CAGAAGAUGAAGUAGCAGAUGCAGGACCAGUGACCCCAACCCAGCCCCACAUUGCCAUGGAUAUACUGCCAGUUUCCAGGCUGGCCCUUCCCGUCCCUAGACCCCAACUGGCCUGGACUCCACCCUGGAAUAAAUCUGGAUCUCCAACAGACCUGGGCACAACACCAGUCUCGGAAUGGUCCAGACCGGGACUGUUCCCGACUCUUCCCAACCUGACCCAGAGAUGCAGGCUCAUAGCCCCCAAACAACCCUAAUUUAUUCUCAGCACCAGUCCCUCCCCUUAGUUGUAUCUGCUUCCAAGGGGCCUGGACAGCAGCCCCCACAGCUGGCCCUCUUUGGCCUCGGGGGAACAGGAGCUAAUUUGGGCCAUGACUUUUGAGAUCUACCCCUGCCCCAGAAGGUCAUGAACUCCGACUCCAGGCCCUACUCAGGUAGGGGGGUAAAACAAGGCAGAAUAGGGGAGCAGAUCCUCGGCAUCCCAGGUCUAUUUCUCCACCCCAGUGCCACAGAGUGGACGUGGGAACCCUCAUGUGCCCCCUCCCUCGGGCCACCCAGCUUACGCUGAGGCCUCACUUUGUGCCGAGGUGGGCCAGUCCUUCCCUACCUCCUCACCCCUCACUGGGUAGCUCGGUGGCAGGUUGGGCAACAGAAGCCCUUAGGAUCCCUCCAGACCGAAGGAGAGCAGCUGGCUGCAGGCAAGGAUCUCCCGGGGCUGGUGGGGCAGGGACGCCUGCAAUUGCCCAAACUCCUCAUCUAGGGCUGUGGCCUGGCCUGAGGGCUCCAGGAACAGUGGGUGCUGGGCAACCUGGGAACCCCCCACCCCUAGACUGCCAUUCCCUGCCUGUGGCUGGAGGUCCUUUCUCCCCAGCAGCGCUGUUGCCCUGGGUUGCCUAGUCCAUCCCUCCCCCACCGCCAGCAUGAUACCUUCCCCCCCAAUCCCAGUCUCCAGUUUUGUUCAGUUGUGAAUGCUGCAUCCUGUCCUGGUGACAGGAGAACAAUGUUGGUGAAGUCGCAGCGGUGAUCCGUGCUCCCCUGGGUUGGUGGGGGGUGGAAGCCCUGGUAGCCUGCGAGCCCCGGUGAUAGCGCUCUAUCUGGGGCCGCAGCGUCUGUCUACUGGGCCUCCGGGUUAUUCCUGGCGGGUGGCAGCGCUGUGGUCGGUUUGGCCGGGGUGCUGGGGCCUGGCAGGGGCGGGGCGGCAUUAUCACUUGGCUCUCCAGCCAACGCUUAGCGCUCUAGAACAAGCCAGGUCACCAUCCUCUCGCCAUGGGCUCCGGACCGCGCCGGGCGCUGAGCCUGCUGCUCCUGCUGCUAGCGCCGCCCAGCCGCCCAGUCGCGGGCUGCCCCGCGCCGUGUGGCUGUGCGGGGACGCGCGUGGAUUGCGGGCGCCGCGGGCUGACAUGGGCCUCGCUGCCCGCCGCCUUCCCGCCGGACACGACUGAACUGGUGCUGACGGGCAACAAUCUGACGGCGCUGCCGCCGGGGCUGCUGGACUCGCUGCCCGUGCUGCGCGCCGCGCACCUGGGCGGCAACCCCUGGCGCUGCGACUGCCGCCUGGUGCCACUGCGCGCCUGGUUGGCCGGCCGGCCCGAGCGCGCGCCCUACCGCGACCUGCGCUGCGCCGCGCCCCCGGCGCCGCGCGGCCGCCUGCUGCCGUACCUGGCGGAAGACGAGCUGCGCGCCGCCUGUGCGCCGGGCGCGCUCUGCUGGGGGGCGCUGGCAGCGCAGCUCCUGCUGCUCGGCCUCGGGCUCCUGCACGCGCUGCUGCUGCUGCUGCUGCUGCUGCUGCUGUGUCGCCUGCGCCGGCUGCGCGCCCGCGCCCGCGCCGCGCACCCGUUGUCGCUGACCGCCCCGCUGGUGGCGGAGACGGCCGGAGCCAGCGAGUUCUACGAGUAGUCCUGAGAGGCGCUGAGCGACGCGGGCGUGCCAGCCCGACAGGACCCUGCUCCAAGGAGCCCUCGCCCUGACCCGGACCGGGGCUCGUCCUCCGCCUGGGCACAGUCUUCCAGACCCCACCACCCCCCUGCGGGCCCCGGGCCACACGCGCCCCUCUGCAGCGAGGCGAGCCAAAGCCCAGGACGCUUAGGCGGGUCAAGGGGGUGAGCUGCAGCCCAGCCCCUGCGAGGUUCCCCACACCAAACUCCAGUGCAGAAUAAACCCUUCUCCCAAUCUGA
Messenger RNA from Acinonyx jubatus (cheetah), 2171 nucleotides. RefSeq names its product platelet glycoprotein Ib beta chain-like. NCBI's taxonomy places the organism in Eukaryota, Metazoa, Chordata, Mammalia, Carnivora, Felidae. The record is from RefSeq and is a predicted model, not a curated record. Bases 1264 to 1893 code for a protein of 209 amino acids. The transcript has 2 exons.